GUCCCAGCCGCGACCAAUGGCACCCCAGGUGAGGGUGAGGGGUGGAAGGUGCUUGUUAGCUCGUGGUGCAACUACCAGCGCUUGUUCUGGGCUACCUGAUUGUCAUGGAGGCAGUCUUGGCCGAAGAACUUGAUGAGGAGGAGCAGCUAGUGAGAAGGCAUCGCAAAGAGAAGAAAGAGCUGCAAGCCAAAAUUCAGGGUAUGAAGAAUGCUGUUCCCAAGAAUGACAAAAAGAGAAGGAAGCAACUCACUGAAGAUGUUGCUAAGUUGGAAGCAGAAAUGGAACAGAAACAUAAAGAAGAACUAGAGCAACUGAAGCUGACUUCUAAGGAAAGUAAAAUAGAUUCUGUUGCUGUUAACAUUUCAAACUUGGUUCUUGAGAAUCAGCCACCUCGGAUAUCAAAAGCACAAAAGAGACGGGACAAAAAAGCUGCAUUGGAAAAGGAGCGGGAAGAAAGGAUAGCUGAAGCUGAAAUUGAGAACUUAUCUGGAGCCAGACACUUAGAAAGUGAAAAACUUGCUCAACUAUUGGCAGCAAGACAGUUGGAAAUUAAACAGAUUCCAUCUGAUGGCCACUGUAUGUAUAGAGCCAUUGAAGAUCAACUCAAAGAACAGAAAUGCCCUUUGACUGUGGCUGCCUUGAGAAGUCAAACUGCCGAAUAUAUAAAAGGCCACGUGGAGGACUUUCUGCCAUUUUUAACAAACUCUAAUACAGGAGAUAUGUAUACUCUGGAAGAGUUUAGAAAGUACUGUGAUGAUAUCGUCAACACAGCUGCAUGGGGAGGUCAGCUUGAGCUAAGAGCCUUGUCUCACAUUUUACAAACACCGAUAGAGAUAAUACAGGCAGAUUCUCCUCCUAUUGUAGUUGGUGAAGAAUAUCAAAAAAACCCAUUAAUACUUGUAUAUAUGAGACAUGCGUACGGCUUAGGAGAACAUUAUAAUUCUGUUACACAGUUGGUGAACACAGCUAUGGAAAAUUGCAGCUAGUUUACAAAAUGUUACACAAUUAUGUUUUAGUACAGUGUGCCGAUCUGAGUAUUCUUACCAGUGCUGGAUUGUUCUAACAUUACUGAAAAACACAACUACCUUAAAUCAGUUUUAUGGCAAAGCUACUAACAGAUUAAAAAAAAGAAUGUGUCAGAGAUAAACUUUAACCAGUGUUCCCUUUGUGGUAUUUAAAAACACUUGUGAGUCCAUUGUGGAGAAUAUCAUUUACAGACUAAGAUAGUAUCUAUUUGCUGAUAUUUUUACUAAUAUAGGGUCUUGAACAUUCUGUUCUGCAUUGAAAUAAAUUUAGUUUUUCUCCUUAUUACUAAAAGUUUUCAGUAACCAUUUUAAUGUAACUUUCUUGAAGAAAUGAAAUGACUUGGUCUCUUUGUCAUUGCAAAAUCUAGUAAGAGUGAUAGCAGAUCUAAUUCAUGCUUAUAAAUGCAUCUGAUGUCAGUAAUCCCGGUACUGAUGGAAUUAAUACCAUGAAGCUUUUUAUGUAAUCCCAUCAAAGUGCAGCUAAAGAGCUUGCGUUAAUAAUUAAAAAUCUUUAAAUAUUUAUUCACAUGGGAAUCAGUCAAGUUUAAGAAAUGAGACAAAUUUAAAGGUUACUAGGUGUUCCUAUCAGACCCCUAAAGAAGUACCUUCAUGUUUUCUUUCUUACAGUUUUUUUGUGUCUUUUAUUUUUUCGAUUUUUUUACUUUUUUAAGUAAUCUACCCACCCAGCAUGGGGGCUUGAAUUCAUGCAUGAUAAAGAGUAGCAUGCUCUAUCUACUGAGCUAGCCAGGAGCUCCAGUACCAUUGUUUCUUGAUCAUCUUCAAAACUGCAAAUUUUUAUAUUCCUUGUUAUGUUUUCCUUGUCACCACUUAGCUGCUUUGCAUUCCUUGUGGUCUUGUCCACUCAAACAAUUUGUGGCCUCUCUUUUAUUUUAAUUUGUACACACCGAAGGAGUAUCAGUGUAUAAGGGUCCAACGCCAACUUUACUUCAAAUUAUCCUCACUUCUAAUUUGUCUUACCAGGCAUCUGUUUUUGUUGCAUUCUCCAGGAUUAGAAGAAAGUUAGCUAGCCUACCUUCCCAUUUAAUUCAGAUAUUUGACUGAAUAGUAAAAUCAGUGUACAAUAUUUUCUGAUGUCAAUGAUUUACCUGGCUCAGAUUUCAGAUUACUCUUAAUAUUCUUCUAAGAAGAUAGCAUCCAUAUAUAGACACAUGUCUCACUGAUAAUUUAUUAUGUAACUAAGUAUUAUGAAAAUGAAACUUGGUGAUCUCUUUUUCCCCAAAUUAGGAUUAAUAUUAAGAUUUAGCAUCAAAUUUAUAAUAUUUCAGUUUUUCUCCAUGAACACAACUAAUUUUUGUAAGUAAAUAUGGGUUUUAUAAUAUUAAAAACAGUCAUCAGUCUCACGUGUCCACCUGGUGACAACGUGGGAAGCUGGUAAGGACUCUGUUCAGCUAGCGCAAGUACUGUACGAAGGUGUUCUAGUUAAAAAGAUGAAAAACUAUACUGUCUGUCUAGCAAAGUGUAUUCUGAAAGCUGACUGUUGUAAUCUUUGAACUGAAAUUUUUUAGGUCUGAAAUUAUAAAAGAAUUAAAUUAGAAAAUGGUAAAUGGCUUACCUUUAUUAUGAAAUGAUCUUACUUUAAAAUCAAAAGAUAAGCAUUAAGAAGUAAUAAAACAAAUAUCACAAACCUAGUUAUUACAAAUGCUGUCUAGAUUUAAAGUAACUUCUUGGUAGCUAUUAUUUUCUAAUAAGAUGAAUGGAACCUUCUUGAAUAUAGGUUUAUUUUUAUUAUUUUUCAUUUUUAAAUGGCCAAAUAUGGUGAUGAGUAAGAUUUGUAUGGUCAGCUUCUGUUCUUUCAUAAAACUUAAGAUAAAAAUCAUUUUAGCUCUAACCAAAAAUUGAAGUCUUUAAAAAAUGGCAGAUGUUAAUUUAAAAACAGCAUAUACUAAUUUAGUUUGCUGUAUGAUUAUGGUCUAAUGGAAGUUUCAUAAGCUUUCUUUUCUCUUAACUCAGAAAAGUAUAUGUCAGAGUUUUGGAAUAUGUCUUUAGCCAAGAAUUUUAUCUAUAUGUUUACAAACUUAUAUAAAGCAAAAAAGAAUGUAUGUAACUAUAGUGAGCAAUAUAGUUUUGCUUGUAUUAUCUGAUGUUUGCCAAAAGAAGAAUAAAAAGACGUAUGAAUUAAAUCA
Messenger RNA from Suricata suricatta (meerkat), 3169 nucleotides. RefSeq names its product OTU domain containing 6B (gene OTUD6B). Lineage: Eukaryota; Metazoa; Chordata; Mammalia; Carnivora; Herpestidae. Bases 105 to 986 code for a protein of 293 amino acids. Gene Ontology annotation, molecular function: cysteine-type deubiquitinase activity. The record is from RefSeq and is a predicted model, not a curated record. Gene Ontology annotation, biological process: protein deubiquitination. The transcript is spliced from 7 exons.